AGUAGAUGAGACUUCCUCUUUGUUCCUUGUCUCUCAUCUCGAGGAGCUUCUCUGAUAGGCUGUCUGCUAUCCCAGGAAGGCGGGCAGUGAGUGGCGCUGCGAUGCGAUUGGUACAGUUCUGCCUUAAAGGCGAUGAGGGAAGGGUCAGGGUUGGUGUGGAGCAGGGGGAGGGGCUAGGGGUCGUUGACCUUAAGGCCUUUGACCCUUCGAUGCCCACAACCAUGAAAGAGCUGCUGGAGCUGGGAGAGAAGGGCAUGGAGUGUGCACAGAGAGCACUGGAGGCUAGUCCUGCUCAGUGUGUGGUUCCCCGUGUGGAGGUGAGGCUGCUGUCCCCAGUCCUAGCACCAGAGAAGGUGGUGUGUGUGGGGAUGAACUACCGGGACCACUGCCUGGAGCAGGAAGACCUUAUCCCUAAAGAACCAAUCAUCUUCAGCAAGAUCUUGCAACUUUGUCGAUGGAUUCUCUUCUCUGCUUCUCUCUGAUUGGAGGAGGUGGACUGGGAGGUGGAGCUAGCCUUUGUGAUUGGACGAAAGGGGAAACACAUUAAGGAAGAGGAUGCUAUGUCCUAGGUGGCAGGUUUCACCGUGGCCAACGAUGUCAGCGCACGUGAUUGGCAGAUGAAACGCAACGGGAAGCAGUGGCUGCUGGGAAAAACCUUUGACAGCUUCUGUCCUCUCGGCCCCGCCUUAGUGACCACCUCUGCUGUGAAGGACCCCCAUAAUCUGGGUAUCCGCUGUCUGGUGAACGAUGUUCCAGUCCAGAACAGCAACACUGACCAGCUGAUCUUUAAGACUGAGCAAGUGGUUGCUUGGGUCUCAUAUUUUAUGACGUUGUCUCCAGGUGACGUGUUUCCAACGGGGACUCCUCCAGGUGUGGGCGUGUUCAGGAACCCACCUGUCUUCCUCAAGAGACGUGACGUGGUUGAGGGUCAGAUAGACCAGCUGGGGGUCAUACGCAACAAUGUUGUCUGACCUAUGACCCCUGACGCAGCCAGCCCAUUGGACAGCUCUCUCUUCAAUCAACCAAUCAUUAUGAUUGAUUGAUUCAGCUCUCUUUUGGACCGAAGUGGCAUUAUUCUAGUGUACUGUAAAUCAGGUCUCAACUCAUGUU
Coregonus clupeaformis (lake whitefish) is the source of this 1110-nucleotide messenger RNA. It is a transcript of the gene fahd2a, whose product is annotated as fumarylacetoacetate hydrolase domain containing 2A. Gene Ontology annotation, molecular function: hydro-lyase activity. The transcript is spliced from 7 exons. The record is from RefSeq and is a predicted model, not a curated record. NCBI's taxonomy places the organism in Eukaryota, Metazoa, Chordata, Actinopteri, Salmoniformes, Salmonidae.